AAGCUGAAGCCACAGUCAAAAAGCUUGCCACUUCACACGGUCCAGUGCUUCAGACUAGACUAGGAAUUGUGCUUCUUCUUUACGUCAGAAAAACGAAACAAACUACAACCUGUAAAAAUGUCUAAGGGUAGAGACGUCGAGGACCUUGAUGAGGAAGAGAUAGAUGAAGAUGAAAUUCUAGCAAUGCUUUCCCCAGAGGAGCUCCAGGAGCUCCAGAGUGAGAUGGAUGUGAUCAUUGCCCCAGAUGAGAGGGUCCCGGUAGGACAGAGACAGAAGGACCAGACGGAAAAGAUCCCCACAGGGAAUUUUGACCACAGAUCCCUGGUUGAUUAUCUUUACUGGGAGAAAGAGUCCAAACGUAUGCUGGAGGAAGAAAGAGUGCCUGCUACUCUUCUGCCCAGUGAGAAAACCAUUCAGGAAGAAGCUACGAAGAAAGAAACAGAAGAAAAAUUAGAAGAUGUGGAAUAUGAGGUGUACGAAGUGAUAGAGGAAAUCAUCGAGGAUGGGGCGGCCGACUGUCCAGACGGAUUUGAAAUCAUUGAGGAGAUAACUGAGGAAAUAGUUGAAGAUUUCUUGGAAGAUGAAGAGGACAAAGGGCCCGAUGUGAAAAGUGAGAAAGAGGUGACGUUACCUGUGAAAGAUGAAGCUGAAAAUGCAGAGGACCAUGCAGAGCCCCCACAUGAUGCAACCAAAGCAGCAGCAGAAGGAAAUACAGUUGAAAAAAAGCACUUUCCAGACUUAGAGGAGAAGACGUUACCCAGUGGAGAUAAAGAAGAAAAUACAGUUACAGAUCAGUUACCUCCACAAGAGCCUGAAAAAGUACAAGAGACAAAUGAAGUCCAGGAGACGUUCCCACAAAGAGAGCAGAUCAAAGUGAACAAAUUAAAAAUUCCAAAAUUGGCCCUGAACAAUAUUAAAAUGACAUCCAGGCCUUCAGGAAAUGAGACAAACUUGGAGUCAACACUGGACAAGAUCCGCAACAACAACCCUUCUAUCACCGAGACAAACCUCAACAAUAUAGAAAACAUUCCCAAAGAGAUGCUCCUGGACUAUGUCAACGCUCUGAAGAAGAACAAGCACGUGAAAACAUUUAGCAUAGCCAACACCGGCGCUGAUGAAAACAUUGCAUUCAACCUGGCCAACAUGCUGAGAGAGAAUCGCAGCAUAACCACCUUGAAUAUCGAGUCCAACUUCAUAACGGGAAAGGGAAUCGUGGCCAUCAUCCGCUGUCUCCAGUUCAACGAGACUCUGACAGAGCUGCGUUUUCACAACCAGAGGCACAUGCUGGGUCAUCAUGCCGAGAUGGAGAUCUCCCGCCUCCUCAAGGCCAACCACACCCUCCUGAAGAUGGGCUACCACUUUGAGCAGGCGGGGCCCAGGAUGGUGGUGACCAACCUUUUAACCAGGAACCUGGACCACCAGAGGCAGCAGAGGAAGGACGAGCAGAAACAGCAGCAGCUGAAGGAGCAGAAGGAGCUGAUGCAGAUGUAUGAGAACAGUCUCAACCUGCCCGCGGGCUUAUUUGAGAUGCUGGGAUACAUACCGCCACUAGAACUCCUGCAACAGUGCGGGAUUGCGCCGCCCUCCUCAGAGCUGAACGCUUUCCCUCAAAUGCAACGCCAGACGGAGCAGCCAGAGCAGCCAGAGCCACAGAAGAAGUUCAAACGCAACAGCAUUCCCCAACAACCCAGUGCUGAACCAUCAAACUCGUUAAAGGACGUCCAGUUGAAGAGGACUCCCAAAAAACGGGAUCCAUUUCUAGAUCUGGACCCAAGGGAUAACCGGAGGCCGGACAGGCCGAACAUCCAGCUGAGAAAGACUCCAAAAGUGAGAGACACGGGCGCUGAAGGAGAUGAGAAGCCCAACCUCACUGAAGUGAUAAAGACUUUGAAACCUGUCCCUCGCAGACGACUCCCACCAAAAGUGGACCUCACACCCCGCGAUGAGCUCUUAACUGCAAUCAAAAAGAGCAAUGUGGCAUAUCUCAAAUCUGUACCACUCCCCAAGGUGUUGGAAUCAAGUGAAACAAGUCUCCUCUGAGACGGACCUACUGCUAUUUCCUUAUCACAGUGUUUAUUUUACACCUGCUUGAGAUGUGGCGCUAUGAAUGUGCAUACAGGUCAAGAGUGAACUAUAGAAGAAAAGCGUUGUUUGUUCCACUCCUGCACUGCUACGUUUCAAAAUGUCCUCAUGGUGAAAAUGCAAAUGUUGACAGGCAUCCUAACGCCAUCUAUUAAUAUCACAUUAGAACAUUUGACUCCUUUCAUUAUUUAUUAUCUCAUAAAUGUAGUCUACAGAAAAGUUGUCUAAAUGGAAGAUGUGUUUCAUAUUAUCUAACAGCAUAAAAACACUAUUUUUUUUUUAUUGUCAUAUUAGGUUUGUUUUAUGGUAAAACAUUAAAUACUGCAUUAACUUCAACACAAUUGCAUUUAGAAAAGAUAAAGAAAAAAAUAGCUUUUUCCUCGUCUGGAGCCGACAUGUUCUUCCUUUUCAUUAAAUCUUUGCUUACUCUCGUAGUUCUCAGAGUGUUUGAUGUUAUUUUCUAGUCCUCAGACAAUUGAUGUAGGUGAGACAAGUAUUUCUAUUUCUGUUGUAAGGGGAGACAUAACUUAAAAUAGAUAGAUAGAUAAAGAAAGAAAUAAAACGGGACCCUUCUAGGCAUGAAGCUCACCAUAUAGCUCAUUCUUUUAUUCAUCCAUUUUCUAUCCUUUUCUUGAUCUCGGGGGGAUGGAAUUUAUUCCAGAAGACAUCAGCCAUAAGGUGAGGUAUGCCUCAGACAGACCACACGUACACCCAGACAACCACGCAUGCUCGCACGCACUUCUACAGACAACUCAGGAUUCAUCAGCCUGCAGGCGUCAUGUUUAACUGUGGGAGGAACCAGUUGCACCUGGAGUAAACCCACCGGAGCAUGGAGAGCACACACACCCUACACAGACAGACUCAGGUGAGAUUCACGCAGGGACCUUCUUGCUGUGAGGCAACAGUGCUAAACGCUGUGGAUAAGUCUCAUUUGUUUCAAAGAUUAAUUACUUUUUUUAAUCAGAAAAAUCUACCGGAUUGCAUUUGGCUCUAAAUCCAUCUCUAUAGUCAAACAUCAGAGCAACGACUUGAAACAAGUUAUUUUUAUUUUACAGAAGACAGCCAUGUUUUACUUUUAGUUUGUCACUUUCAAGAAUGGAAAAGUAAAAUAAAAGAUAUAAAUAUGUAUAACAGCAUCCAUAAUGCAUAUGCAAUCUUUCCUACCAGGGUCCUUUGUCAACAUAGCAUGCUGAAACCAGCAAUGUGCAGGUGCAAAAAGCAACAGGAGACAUUUGGAUAGUGCUUAUGAAUUAUAUAUAUAUAUAUAUAUAUAUAUAUAUAUAUAUAUAUAUAUAUAUAUAUAUAUAU
This is a messenger RNA of Cololabis saira (Pacific saury), 3390 nucleotides long. RefSeq names its product leiomodin 3 (fetal) (gene lmod3). The record is from RefSeq and is a predicted model, not a curated record. Lineage: Eukaryota; Metazoa; Chordata; Actinopteri; Beloniformes; Belonidae. The transcript has 3 exons. Gene Ontology annotation, biological process: pointed-end actin filament capping; myofibril assembly; muscle contraction. Gene Ontology annotation, molecular function: tropomyosin binding. The coding region runs from base 118 to 2040 and encodes 640 amino acids. Gene Ontology annotation, cellular component: striated muscle thin filament; myofibril.